AUGGCGCUGUGCUCCGAAGCCUGUGUCUCUGGCUCAGGAGGGGAGUCUUCUGGCAGUGAGGCAGGUUCUAACUGUCUUCAGUUUGGGGUUCGUUCCUAUCUGCACCACUUCUAUGAGGAGUGUUCGUCCUCCAUGUGGGAGAGAGACCCGGAGGAUCAGGGGUUCGUUCAGAGCCAGAGGUCAACCCUGUGGUGGAACUCAGCAGUCUGGAAGGUGUCCUUGGCCCUGGGUCUCUUGAUCCUGACUGCAGGUAUCGUCAGCCUGUCGGUCGGUUACGCCACUCCCCAUAAAAUCGAGUCGUUCGGAGAGGGAGACCUGUUCUUUGUGGACACCCAAGCGAUCAGCUUCAACAAAGGGCUCCACUUCAGCACCGCGGCCGGGAUCUGGCUCUCCUGCCUGGGCUCGGCUCUGACAACGAUGGGGGUCGUCAUUUGGAUCCUUCCCAGGGCCAACUUGAGAGAGAGGCUCUUCCAGAGACUGGCGAAAGGGGAAUUGGUGGGGUCGAAGUGGAGAGGAUUUAGGCAUGCAGAGGAUGUGGUCACCAAGCCUCCAGGUACAGAGGAAGGGAAGAUACCCGUGACACUGUCGAAAGUGGAAAAUGUGCAGCCUACUUCUUAA
This is a messenger RNA of Scomber japonicus (chub mackerel), 618 nucleotides long. It is a transcript of the gene nrsn1l, whose product is annotated as neurensin 1-like. The coding region runs from base 1 to 618 and encodes 205 amino acids. Gene Ontology annotation, cellular component: neuronal cell body; neuron projection; transport vesicle. NCBI's taxonomy places the organism in Eukaryota, Metazoa, Chordata, Actinopteri, Scombriformes, Scombridae. The record is from RefSeq and is a predicted model, not a curated record. The transcript has 3 exons. Gene Ontology annotation, biological process: nervous system development.